Musca vetustissima is the source of this 2402-nucleotide messenger RNA. RefSeq lists its product as uncharacterized. Gene Ontology annotation, molecular function: nucleic acid binding. Lineage: Eukaryota; Metazoa; Arthropoda; Insecta; Diptera; Muscidae. The record is from RefSeq and is a predicted model, not a curated record. The transcript has 3 exons. The annotation marks the transcript as partial. Gene Ontology annotation, biological process: DNA integration.
AUAAAUACAAAGAUUCUUAUCCCCAUGGUUCGGAGGUCUUACGACAAGAUCUUUACGUCGAUGACGUACUUACAGGCGCCGAUAGCAUUGAGACUCUGGCUCUUAAAAGAGACGAGUUGAUCCAAAUAUUGAAAUGGCAUGGUAUAGAAUUGGCAAAGUGGAAUAGCAACCAUGCGUCGCUCACUUCGAAUGAUGUUGAAGAAAUCAUCAUAAAAACAUCGGAUAACGACAUAACUAAAACAUUAGAAUUAUGGGUUCAAAAUAUUGGAUGGGAUGAUCCUCUAAACGAUCAUCUCAAGGCUUUGUGGCUCCAAAUCAAAGAAGAUUUAUCGUACAUCCAUCAAGUAGAAGUCCCAAGAUAUGUACUUACGUUGUCCAAUCGACAUGGCGAAAUACAUGGUUUCGCAGAUGCUUCUCAACGUGCAUAUGGUUGUUGUAUUUAUUAUCGUGUCUCAGAAAAUGGUAUGUACAAAACCACAUUGCUGAUUGCCAAAUCGAAAGUAGCUCCUAUCAAAGCCCAAUCUCUACCUCGUCUCGAAUUGUGUGCUGCAGUGUUACUCAGUAAAACGUGGCUCAAAAUCAAGUCUAAAAUUGAAAAUUUCGUCUCAUCGUUGUACUUUUGGACUGAUUCGAAAAUAGUACUCCAAUGGCUCAAAAUGCAUUCGUCAACUUUGAAUUGUUUCGUGGCAAAUCGUGUCUCUGAACUCCAAGAAGAAACUCGAAACAUCAUUUGGAGACAUGUCCCAACGAAAAGUAACCCAGCUGAUAUCGUAUCUCGUGGUUGUUGUGCUCAAGAAUUGUCGAAUACCAUCUGGUUUCGUGGCCCAUCGUUUCUAGAAGAAGAUGUCUCAAAUUGGCCAGGUACUGAAGACGUGAUGACAAUUGAAGUCCCAGAACGCAGAAAGGCCGCCGUCUUUAAAAACACAGCCUGUGAAAACAAUGUCAUUAAUGACAUUCUGGAUAAGUGUCCCAUAAGUCGUUCUUUGAAAGUCAAAGAUGUUGUUCACAUAGCUCCUAAGGAACUUGAAGACACCUUUUGGAAGGUCAUCUCACUGGUCCAGCGGUCAUGUUACUCAUCGGACAUACAAGCAAUUGCAAAUGGUAACGUCGCUCAUCCAUCUCUGCAAAAAUUAAUACCAUUUUUGCACAAAAUGAAAGUAGGAAAUGAAGAGAUUAAUACUCUUCGAGUUGGCGGACGUUUAACAAAUGCUCCGAUUCCAUAUGAUGCAAGAUUUCCUGCCUUGUUGCCCAAAGACCAUCGAUUCGUCAAGCUGUUUGUAGAGCAUUUGCAUCGAAUUCAUUUGCACGCCGGUCCAAAGGUGUUGUUGGGCAUUUUACGUCAGAAAAUCUGGAUAAUCAAUGCCAGAGAAGUAGUUCGAAAGAUUGUUCGAAAUUGCGUGCAUUGUUUUCACUACAAGCCAAAGUUGUUGGGGCAAAUAAUGGGAAAUUUGCCAGUUGAUCGUCUUCGAGCUCAACGUCCAUUCUUGGUAACUGGAGUUGACUUUUGUGGCCCUUUCAUGACGUCAUACAGGAUUCGAGGGAAGUCGCCCUACAAAACUUACAUAGCAGUUUUCGUUUGCUUCAGUUCCAAAGCUACCCAUUUGGAACUCGUAUCGGAUUUGUCAGCAAACAACUUUAUAUUGUGUCUCAAACGGUUCGUGGGAAGACGUGGAAUUCCCCAGAAGCUUUUUUGCGACAACGCAACUAAUUUCGUCGGAGCUUGUAACAAACUGAAAGAGCUCAGAGAAGCAUUUUUUAAUGAUGAAGUUGUCCAAAGAAUGAAAUCGAUUUGCUGCCAAAUGGGUCUUGAAUUCAAUUUCAUACCUCCACGUGCCCCACACUUCGGUGGAUUGUGGGAAGCAGCGGUAAAAUCUACAAAAACGUUGCUCAACAAGAACAUAAUGGAGUCGUAUCUUACAUUUGAAGAGUUACAGACACUGGUAGUCGAAAUAGAGGCAAUAUUGAACUCUCGUCCAAUUGCUCCCAUGUCAGACGAUCCCAACGACGGCGAGGCGUUAACACCAGGUCAUCUCCUUAUUGGCUCAUCUUUGGUGGCAAUACCUGAGCAAGAUCUUGAUGUGACCAAACCCUCGUUGCUAAACAGAUGGCAACGUAUUUCGUACCUGAAACAACAAUUUUGGCAAAUGUGGUCCAGGGAUUACCUUCUGUCUCUCCAGCAACGGUCAAAGUGGUUCACCGACGAGAAGAAUAUUAAUGAAGGACAAUUGGUCAUCAUACACGAGGACAACACACCCCCUCAGCAGUGGCUCUUGGCGAGAAUUACAAAAACAAUACCCGGUCGUGAUGGAAAGGUCCGAGUGGUCGAGUUGAAAACUAAAAAUGGAAUAUCGUGUCGCCCAAUCCAUAAAAUAGCCCCUUUACCAAGCCCUGAAGAUCCUUGA